AUGACCCCAACUCGCACUCGAGACAUUCAAGAUUUCUUGCUUGAUGCUGAGAACAUCAGACUUCACGUAUAUCGAGGUUGGGUGAAUGCCUGGCUCUCCUAUGACAAAAACCUUGUUGAGCGAAACGAGGUUCCCCUUCCUCUCGCCAAGCUGGCUCAAUUGUUUGAAGAAGAAAAUGUAGCGAAACUUCUCGACUACAAGACUCUGAGACUGGCUGUAUUCUCUUUCAAGAAAUGCCUCGAGGAGGGAGAGAUUCUUUUUGGUGGGACGAAGCCCCCUUCGUGCGAAGAGACGAACCUUGCCUCUGCGAAAUAUAACCCCAGAUCAGCCUGUACCUGUUUGGGACUGUUUCCUAUCCCUGCCGGGACCGACCUAGAAAGUUUCGCAAAGAGUACUUCCUGUGGUGCAAUCCAGAAAACACUCGAAGUUUUACGUAUUGUGCAGGAGAAGACAAGCGAAUGGAACAACGAAUCAUUCUAUACAAGCAAUAGUCUCGAAGAAGCCGUCGCUGAGCUACUUUUUGCCAACGCAGAAGUUGACGAGAUUGCUGCACCUCAAACUUGCCGUGGUCCAGAGGGCAUUCCGAUAGUCCAAGCACCAGACCGGCGACCACAUCUGGUGCAUGACACACAAUCAUCCAUAAGACAGCAGUUGUACCCCAAGUCGGAGCAAGUGAAGAUGUGUGUUGAUGCAAAGCAAUAUCUAGUAAUUGCGUCAAACGCAAGUGCAUCUGACGAUGGCCUGAUAGCUGCAAUUGCAGAUGCUGGCAAUGAUAUCCUCAUUGGUGACUACUGUGAGGUUGCAGAUGACAAGACUUUGUUCUUACUGCAGCAGACCGGUGCUGCAGCUGUAGCCUUCAUAAAGCUUUCUCAUUUGUCCGGCGUGCUCUCAGACUGGCACUUUGACAAUCUCAUGUCUUCCACCCUGCAUUUCAGAGUGAUGGGAUACUAUCGAAAUCAUGCAGAAGUUCCGGGUGGCAUCUAUGGAAGCCGAAUGACGGGCAUCUUAGCACAUCGCUACAUCGACCUCAGCCUUUUCCAUGCGGUUGUGACUGCUUCUCUUGCUACCGGGCAGGAACUAGACAGUGGUGUCUAUUUUUGUCUGAACGAGGCUUGUACUCUCAUUAAUGAUCUGGUCGAUUUCCGCAGUGACACAGCCCGCAAACAGCGAGAAAACGUUGUUCUCCGCGGGGUACGAGGAAAUCUCUGUGCAUACCUUGACGGUUUGAUUGGGAGCUGCAUUGAUCUGGUCACGGACUCAGUUACUGCUUCGCCAGUAAGUGCAAGAGUUGCUAUGGCUUUUUGCAACUGGGCGGUUCUUGGGUCCCAUCACAAAGUUUAUGAGUUGGUUAAAGAGACAACCGCGCGCGACCAGCAGCAUGAAGCCUGUGAGUAUCAAUCGGUAGGGAACUCAUCGAAGUACGCCGCGCUUCUUGCAGCUCUGGAGCCAUACGGAACAUUAGGUCGAUCGGGACCAUCUGUCAGCAAACCGCGGGUACAUAUGGACAUUAUGUACAAUGCCUGUGCUUCUUCUGAGAAGCUCCAUCUUGCCUGGUUGGCGGAUAUGACUCGAAGCUUGAUGGAGCCAAACGUGAUGAGGAGAAUUGUGGAUGUGGUUCAUUUUGACUGGAGUGGGGAUAUAGGAGACAUCAACUACUGCCCUUGA
This is a messenger RNA of Penicillium nucicola, 1665 nucleotides long. RefSeq lists its product as uncharacterized. NCBI's taxonomy places the organism in Eukaryota, Fungi, Ascomycota, Eurotiomycetes, Eurotiales, Aspergillaceae. Bases 1 to 1665 code for a protein of 554 amino acids. The transcript is spliced from 2 exons. The record is from RefSeq and is a predicted model, not a curated record.